Messenger RNA from Camellia sinensis, 694 nucleotides. Lineage: Eukaryota; Viridiplantae; Streptophyta; Magnoliopsida; Ericales; Theaceae. The record is from RefSeq and is a predicted model, not a curated record.
UCGCCACUUUUUCGGGUCUUCUAUCAUUUCGCAGCGACUCUCACUUCCCUAUCCAAAAAUACCAGAAUACAUAUAAUAGAGAGAGAAGAGGUUGGCAGUAGUAUUGAAAUCUUGGAUAUACAAAAACAUCAAAUGAAGCACAGAGAUGACUCUAAUGGCGACAACAAAGUCCAAGAUCAGUAAUCUUCUGAGCAUCUUAACAGCAACCCACAAAACGCCCAGUUUGGCUUCUGCUUCGUACUCUAAUGGCGCUGCGAGAAAGUUUCGGGUCGCUCCAUUUGGAGGUUCGGGUCGGUCAUUAUCGUCCUCGGUAGCUCCUCUGGAGUCGGACAUGGUGAGUUUGAAGGAUUACGAGGAGUAUAGGAAGGCUCUGUAUGGUGGCAUCACUCACAAGGCUCUCUUGGUUGAUGCUGUUGGCACUCUUGCUCUCCCCUCUCAGCCCAUGGCCCAGAUCUAUAGACAGAUUGGUGAGAAAUAUGGCGUUCAGUACUCAGAAACUGAGAUAUUAAACAGAUACAGGAGGGCUUCUGAGCAGCCUUGGGGUAGAUCUCGACUCAGGCAUGGCACCUCUGUGAUCCUGAUGCGGAAAAAGUAUUUAAGGCCCUAAGGAAUGCAGGUGUAAAAUUGGCUAUUGUGUCAAACUUUGACACUCGAUUGAGGCCUGUUUUGCGGGCCCUGAAUUGUGAUUGCUGGU